Messenger RNA from Pecten maximus, 6784 nucleotides. RefSeq lists its product as uncharacterized. Lineage: Eukaryota; Metazoa; Mollusca; Bivalvia; Pectinida; Pectinidae. Gene Ontology annotation, molecular function: protein binding. The transcript is spliced from 9 exons. The record is from RefSeq and is a predicted model, not a curated record. Bases 159 to 1739 code for a protein of 526 amino acids.
CAGAAGCUUUGUUUAUGACAGGUGAGGGAGCCGUGUGUCACGAUAGGUUGAUGUUGUUACAGUGGAGCAGCGUGUGAAAUAUUGAUGAUCUAUCACAUACACAAAGAGAAUACUUAGACCUGUCUAGUCACACUUGAUUGGGUCCCAGGGUGACAACAAUGGCGGGAGGAGUUUUUCAUGUGGAAUUUGGAAUCAAUGAGACAAGUUUGACAAGAGCUCUUGAACAGGGAAACUUUGUGACAGCAGAGAAACUCAUCAGAGAUAAUAAUAACCCGUCUUUCUUAGAUGAAGGUUGCUACCGGAGAACGCCCUUGUUUAUUUGUCUAUGUGGAAUGGAUGAAGAGGAGAAGAGAGUGCGCCCUAGAAACCUAUACUUAGCAAAACUGAUGAUAGAACAUGGUGCCAAUGUCAACUUUAGAGUGCCCACUACUUAUUUUGGAUCUGAAUUUGAAAGUCCUGGCCUGAGUCCAUUAGAAUUACUUACUGAUUUCUACAACGAUCUUACGAAACACCGUCAUCAUUACGGGAAUGAGCCAUGGACGACAUACCACUGUGGCUGGGACCCUCACAUUGAUGUGGUGGUGGGCCUUAACAAACAGUACCUCAUCACGCUGGAGGACGUCAUAGAACAUGUCGAGGACAUCAUGUUUGUUAUCCUCACCCAUGGAGGAGAUGCAAACAUUGCUGACCUUUCAAAGUUGACACCCUUACACAAGACAUCAAUAUUUAGCUAUGACAAUCGGCUACUGAAACUGCUGGUGGAGAAUGGUGGAAACCUAAAUGCACAGGACACCGAGGGCAGUUCUCCUCUCCUGGCGAUGUGCGACAUCUCCGCGUCGGACAUGUAUGACUAUCUGGAGGACUUGUCGCCCACCAGCGACGACACACUGGAGGAUACGAGUGCCAACCUUAGUGUUAAACAUGAUUUCCUCAACUUCAUGUUGUCGCAGAAAAAUAUAGAGCUCAACAUAUCUAACAGGCGUGGCCAGACAGCACUGUUUCACUGUGUGGUACGUGGGGAUGUGGAUGCCUGUUAUAAACUGUUAAAGGCCGGAGCAAGUCCGUCCAUCAGGGGUGUCGUGUGGGAAACGCGCAAAAAGAAAAGGAAACUGUCCCCAAUAUUCGCAUCAUUCCUGUCCAUUCCUAUACAGCGGACUUUGAGCUGGCAGAACAUGCACCACAAACUAGCCACAGCCCCUCAUCAGUAUGGCCAUCUUGUAGAUCUUGGAUUCUUCAACACCAAAGAAAUUGUGGAGGAAAUGACCGUGUAUACUGAGCAUGAAUUCCCGGAGUUUUCAGACCUAAAGUCACUAAGUCAUAAACUUGUCAACAUGAUGUUUGGAAGGACGACAGCUACCCUUCAGCAGCUUGCUGCUCGAAAGGUAUUUCACACCUGCUUCCUCGAGGGGUCAUCAUCCCUGGGAAAGUUAAUGCCGGCAGAGGCUCUAAAGAACAGAUAUUCUAAUGCAGAUCUGAAGCAUUCGGAUGUUUACGAUGAAUAUGUGACUCUUGGCCUUAAUCAGGCUGUGCUUCGGGCAUUGGUUAUACGUCUAAACUUACCACAAGACUCAGAGAUGAACUUUAAAAUUGAGCUGUUUCUACACAGGAUGGCAAGUAAGUUUUCCACAUACAAGGUUUUACAGCCAGAGACAAUCUUUGGAGGCGAUGACAGUGACAACUCAAAUGACAGCAAUUCAGAGAGCCAGGACGAAGGUGACUCAGAUUUGGAGUAUUGGUGAUCUGUAUCUUGGAUAUUUCUGUUAUGUAUGCUAUUAAGUUAAAAGUUGGUUUUGGGAUCACCCCAGCUCAUCAAGAGACAAUCGAUUUUAAAAUGUAUGGCUUAAUUACGUUGUAUCAUAGACUAGCUAGGUAUCACAGAAUCAGACCAUGAAUAUACACGUACCAGCUGCUUCAGAUGUCUCUCAAUUCUGUGUAGAAAAUACAAGUUUUUAUUUCUACACAACUUAUAGCUCUGGUCCGCACUGCUUCAGGGAUAUACAAUCCCACUAGUCUGAUGUCUGCAAUUCAUAAAUGUCGAAGUGAGUCAACAUUUUCAUUCUGUGCUACAAAUAUGUAGCUUAGGCUAGUGAAUAAUUUCUAAACCUUUGUACAGAUUUGUAAUCUGUAAUAAAAAGUUGUACACCCCUUGAUAGUUUCCUGGUAUAUUGAUAUCUUGUAAGUUACAGAGUAGAUGCAUUGCCACAAAUUUCCAUCCAUACAGCUGUAAUCUUCUUGUGUUAGAGUACAAUGCAUUAAAUGUUUUUUUCUCUCAUGAAGAGUGAUACUUUGUAGCUAUUUUUAACACAGAUACGAGAUGUGAAUAUUUUAUCAACCAAUGAGACACACAAUUUGCACAAUAAAUGUCGUUGAUAGUCACAAUAGAUGUUGUUGAUAGUACACAAAUAUAUUUGUUGACUUUUUUAUAGGUGAAAUAGUAAAAUUUAUACAAUUAGUGAUAAUGCACAAUUAAGUUUAUUGGAAUUCUUGUCCAGAGGUAAAAAGUGAAAUUUGUUCAUUAUAAAAUGAUCAGCAAUGCGCCAUCUUGUUUUUUGUUUUUGUUUGUUUUUGUUUUUUUUAUGUGCUGGGUGCUAUACAUAUCAAGUCUAUAUCAUUACACUUCACAGCUAGAUCCUGCUGUUACUAUUUGUUACUUCAAUAUCACUCUCCAAUCAAAGGAAGGGGGCAUACAUUACAUUGUAAAUAUUCAUUGGUUGUGAAAAUUGUUAGCUGCGAUACUUAUAUAAUGAUGUACCUGGUAAAUUGUUUAUGCUGGAAUCACAUUUACAUUUAUUGUGACAUCAGUGAUUUGAAGAGCUUUUCUCAUUAAAUGUGGAGUACUGUAAUUGUGAGAAAUAUGUCAACGCUGUCCUUCCAUUAUACUGAACAUAUGUAUUCUGUAAAUUGGUUAACUCUGACCCUUAGUCUACUAGUUCCCCAGUAAAUUGGUUUACUCUGACCCUUAGACUACUAGUUCCCCAGUAAAUUGUUUUACUCUGACCCUUAGACUACUAGUUCCCCCGUAAAUUGGUUUACUCUGACCCUUAGACUACUAGUUCCCCCGUAAAUUGGUUUACUCUGACCCUUAGACUACUAGUUCCCCAGUAAAUUGGUUUACUCUGACCCUUAGUCUACUAGUUCCCCAGUAAAUUGGUUUACUCUGACCCUUAGUCUACUAGUUCCCCCGUAAAUUGGUUUACUCUGACCCUUAGUCUACUAGUUCCCCCCGUAAAUUGGUUUACUCUGACCCUUAGUCUACUAGUUCCCCCCGUAAAUUGGUUUACUCUGACCCUUAGUCUACUAGUUCCCCCCGUAAAUUGGUUUACUCUGACCCUUAGUCUACUAGUUCCCCAGUAAAUUGGUUUACUCUGACCCUAAGUCUACUAGUUCCCCAGUAAAUUGUUUUACUCUGACCCUUAGACUAGUUCCCCCGUAAAUUGAUUUACUCUGACCCUUAGUCUACUAGUUCCCCAGUAAAUUGAUUUACUCUGACCCUUAGUCUACUAGUUCCCCAGUAAAUUGAUUUACUCUGACCCUUAGACUAGUUCCCCCGUAAAUUGAUUUACUCUGACCCUAUAGACUACUAGUCCCCCAGUAAAUUGGUUUACUCUGACCCUUAGACUACUAGUUCACCAAUAAAUUGGUUUACUCUGACCCUUAGACUACUAGUUCACCAGUAAAUUGUUUUACUCUGACCCUUAGUCUACUAGUUCCCCAGUAAAUUGGUUUUCUCUGACCCUAUAGUCUACUAGUUCCCCAGUAUAUUGGUUUACUCUGACCCUUAGUCUACUAGUUCACCAAUAAAUUGGUUUACUCUGACCCUUAGACUACUAGUUCACCAGUAAAUUGUUUUACUCUGACCCUUAGUCUACUAGUUCCCCAGUAAAUUGGUUUUCUCUGACCCUAUAGUCUACUAGUUCCCCAGUAUAUUGGUUUACUCUGACCCUUAGUCUACUAGUUCACCAAUAAAUUGGUUUACUCUGACCCUUAGUCUACUAGUUCCCCAGUAAAUUGGUUUUCUCUGACCCUAUAGUCUACUAGUUCCCCAGUAUAUUGGUUUACUCUGACCCUUAGUCUACUAGUUCACCAAUAAAUUGGUUUACUCUGACCCUUAGUCUACUAGUUCCCCAGUAAAUUGGUUUACUCUGACCCUUAGACUACUAGUUCCCCAGUAAAUUGUUUUACUCUGACCCUUAGACUACUAGUUACCCCGUAAAUUGGUUUACUCUGACCCUUAGUCUACUAGUUCCCCAGUAAAUUGGUUUACUCUGACCCUUAGUCUACUAGUUCCCCAGUAAAUUGUUUUACUCUGACCCUUAGACUACUAGUUCCCCAGUAAAUUGGUUUACUCUGACCCUUAGUCUACUAGUUCCCCAGUAAAUUGUUUUACUCUGACCCUUAGUCUACUAGUUCCCCAGUAAAUUGGUUUACUCUGACCCUUAGACUACUAGUUCCCCAGUAAAUUGGUUUACUCUGACCCUUAGUCUACUAGUUCCCCAGUAAAUUGGUUUACUCUGACCCUUAGACUACUAGUUCCCCAGUAAAUUGGUUUACUCUGACCCUUAGUCUACUAGUUCCCCAGUAAAUUGGUUUACUCUGACCCUUAGACUACUAGUUCCCCAGUAAAUUGGUUUACUCUGACCCUUAGACUACUAGUUCCCCAGUAAAUUGGUUUACUCUGACCCUUAGACUACUAGUUUCCUCUGUUUAUGCCUCUCACUGUGCUGUCAAGCUCCAUCAUUAUUCCUUAAAGUAUUUUUUUCCACUUGUACAGGAAAUCAUUACUGAAUUUAAGGCGAAUUCCUUAGCAAGACUUUUCCAGUCCAACACCUUUAAAUGAAAACUAAUAAGAGUUCAAUUCUUACCUUCCUGGUUUAUGGAUGUGGUUAAGAUUGAAUACAGCUUCUCAUUCAAUUUUUGUUAUGCUGCCACUGAACAUUUAAAGUGAUAUAUAACAAAAAGCUUUAAUCUAGAUGCUUGAACAUUUAGCUACAUAUCAAUAUAUUUCAUGUAUAUGUGAUGCACAAAAUCUGUCGCGCCUGAACAGUUAUGACACAGGCGGUUGGUUCUAGUAUGUACUGGUGUAUGUGUCACAUGUUAGUAUUUGUACUGGAUAAGGUACAGUAAAAUCCUGUGUAAUUUACACACAUAUCUGUAUAUGAUUGAAUAAGAGUUCCUGUUGUGUCUGUCAUAAUCCAAUAUUGAAUACAAUGUAUAUAUAUUUUAAAGGUUUUGUUUUAAUGUCGACAGAAAAAGAUGUUGAUAUGCUCAAUAGUAAAACAUUCAGUGAGACAGAAGCUUAGUUUGUCUCGGUGGUGUUCUGUGUGUAAAUAUUAUUGUUGAUAAUUGUGUGCAGAAUGUAUGAUAUACUGCCUUAGACCACUGAGGUGAACCUAGUCAGAUAUCUCAAUUAAAGUGUGAUAAGUCUCGAUACAAUUGUACAUUAAGCAGGUAAUAUAUAUAUUCCUGACCAACUAAUUAUAGAAGUAGGAGUACUUGUAGUGAAAAUGUCAUUGUUACAGUUUAAAAGUACCGAUAGGUGUAAGACAGCCAAGGUAUUGGCUCGGUGGCAACACCACCUGUCACUGACUUAUAAUUAGGUCUUUUGGUUUUAUGAUUUGCUGUAUAUACAUUGUGUAUUGAUGUGGACUUUUAAUUUGUUAGCUCAACUGGUCCACCAAGAUGAGCUUAUGCAUGCCAUAUUGUUUUUAUCAGAUGUUUAUCAACUAUUUAAUUAGAGCUCAUUAUACCUAUAACUUGUAAUAAUGUCAUGUUUCUUGAUCCUCUUUAAGAUAUAUCCUAAUAUCUCACACAUUUCUAUUAUAUUGUUGUACCUGGAUGUUUAUAUUGUACACUUUAUAUCAUAGUAUAAUAUAUUAAUGUAUGUCAGACAUUUAUUUUUUGCUAUAGUUGUCUCCCCUAAUUACCAAAAUAUUAUUCGGUAUGCAGUUAUUCUGUAUAUGUUUCACAGUAUAAAAAGGACAUGUAUAUCACAGUAUAAUAAUGUAGCAUAUAGCCUUAAGUUGAUUUUCUAGACCUAAGAUUGAUUUGAAACCUAAAGCUUAUCACUAAUCAUUAAUCUGCCUCAAGUUUGAAUGGUCACUCAUUAAUUGGUAGUGAGGGACGUUCAGAUACAUAACGAAGGUGAUGAAGCAUGUUCAUAUAUCAUUCAGGAAGAUAUAUUCAUCAAAGAAAUAUUUUUCUCUUGGAGCUUUUAAAUGUAUUUUUGCAUAAAUAUUUUGAUAAAAAUAUAAUAUGUUUGCGAGUCACAAAAAGCUGUAGCAACUUCUAGCAAGUGAAACUUUUGAACAACUUACAAUUUCUGCUCAGUUUUUUUUCUUCUGGAAUUCCAUUGAUUUGAUUCUCCAGACAUUUGCAGCCAAAGCAUAUUUUUGCAUUUCUUUAAAUGGACUUUUUAUUGUCCAAUAACUAUAUUGAUUAUAUCUAAAAUGUUUGCCAUGUCACAAUUAUAUUAAUGAUAAUUUUAGAGAUAUGAGUGUGUGUAGUGGAAGGAUUAUGCCACCAAUCAGUGAUAUUUAAUAUAAGGAUGGGACUACUGUAGAAAUUGGGCUAUCAGUGUAAAGACCGAAAAUUAAAAGUACAUUCUGAAUUUGAUUUUGAUCAAUCAAAUUUUCACUGGAUCAUUUGAAAAUCUGAUAUGAUGUAUGUAGUAAUUGUCUUGAUGCAAAAUGGCUAAAGGCAUGUUAUUAAUCAACUAUGUUUUGUAUAAGAUGGAAGUAGAUGAUCACUUGACAAGUCUCAAUUAGUUAAUAAAUGUAUUUUUGUA